CCCCCCCCCUCUCUCUCUCACACACACACACACGGAUCCACACGCGUGCGCCGACUCGUGUCCAUUUCACUCCCCUCCCCCCUCAGCAUGGCCAGCCCGCUGGUUGCCCUGACAGUCGGGGCGGCCGCCUUGGCUAUUCGUCUGUUCCUGCUCGGCAGCCAAUGGCCAGCUGCCCAGUCGGCCCUCCAGUCGCCGACCGCCGGCGACCACACCGCCUUGCAGGAGGGGGUUUGGCUGUGGACCCGCGGUAUCGAUCCCUACUCCUCGUGGACUUUGCACCAGCCGCCGCUUUCGCUCCUGCCAGCCUACCUGGAUACACUGCUCGGCUCGGCCGGCCGCCCGGUGGCGUCGGCACUGGUGGCCGCGCUGGCCGAUGUGCUGACCGCCCUGCUGGUCAUUCGCUUCUCCCGGUCGGUGCUCGAGCGGACCAUCUCCUGGCGGCGGUCCUUCUUGGUGGCGUCCCCGACGGGCGCCCUCGCCAGCGGCGAGGAUCGCCCCAAAGAUGCCCAACUGGCCGACAGCCAGGCGACUGCCCGGUCUUCGGCCGUGGCCACUCCUGGUGCUCGGUCGCGCGGCCCUCCCGGCGGGCCUUUGGCAGAUGCCGCGCCGGGCCCGGCCGCCGGUGCCGCAGCCCCUGCUGCCGGAGCUGCCGAUGAUGCCGGCUCGCCGGCCAUGCACCACGGGGUGCUCCUCCGGCCCGAGUCCGGUGUCGGACCUGGCCUGCUUGGCGUGGCCUACCUGCUGAACCCCUUCCUUUUGGCGUCGGCUGCCUUCCCGGGCGUCAGCCCCUCCCUGCUCAACCUCUUCAGCCUCGGGGCGCUGGUGGCCGCGGAUCGGGGAUCGCCGCUGCUGGCCGGUGCGGCCCUCGCCUUCGCCGCCUACUUUGGGGUGUACCCCCUGAUGCUGGUGGUUCCAUGUGGGCUGCUGCUGGCACAGCGUGCUCCCGGCCGUCGGGCUGGCCCUGUGGCCGCCAUGCUUCUGGGCCUGCUGCUCGCCGGAGUGGCCCUGCUGGCCGGCUCCCGUGCCUUGAUUGGCUCCUGGACCUUCAUCCAGCAUGUCUACCUCUUCCAGCUCACCAUUCCGGACCUGGCCCCGAAUCUCGGGCUCAUCUGGUACUUCCUGCUGGAGAUCUUUGCCCCCUUUGCGGUCUUCUAUCGUGUGGUGUUCCAGGUGAACAUCCUGAUCUACCUAGUCCCGCUGAGCAUCCGGCUGUGGCGCCAGCCGCUCCUGCUGGCGGCCAUGCUUAUUGCCAUUUACAACCUGCUAAAGCCGUAUCCCGCGGUCGGGGACUACGCCCUGACGGCGGCGGUUCUGCUGGCGCACAUGUGCUAUGUCGGCGACCGGCUUCGGCACACCUUCCUCGUGGGGCAGCUGGUUCUCUACAGUACGGCCCUGGCCCCGGCGCUGUGGUAUGUGUGGGUUGGCUCCGGCGCGGGGAAUGCCAACUUCUUUUUCGCCAUCACGCUGGUCCUGGCUGUGGCCCAGAUCCUGGCCGUGGUGGAUGUCUUGCGGUCCUUCUUCCUGCUGGAGGCGGCUCUAUCGGGCGUGGGUGCCACCAAGGCUGGCCCAGCCCUGGCCGAAAGUCCCGCAGGCCGAGAGUCGCCUGCUCCGCAGCUGGUGUUCAGCUUCAAUUGAGCACAACCGCCCAUGUUUGUGGCAAGUGUAUCGCUGGGUGUCAUUUUUUUUGUCCGCCAAGCGGCCCUGAAUUCAGGCUCACAUCCUGCAUGCAGGUAUCCCCGACAAUACACCACUCCUGUGCCCGUCCCCCC
Molecule: messenger RNA, 1769 nt
Organism: Fonticula alba
Lineage: Eukaryota; Rotosphaerida; Fonticulaceae
Exons: 4
Coding region: 88-1635 (515 amino acids)
Biological process (GO): attachment of GPI anchor to protein; protein localization to cell surface
Cellular component (GO): GPI-anchor transamidase complex; membrane
Source: RefSeq, a predicted model, not a curated record